AGUUGUAGCAGUUUGUAAAAUGGACGGGGAGGAAAACAUAAUGAACCCGCCUAACAAGAAAAGGAAAAUGAAGAAGAACAGAGAAACGAAAGUGGAGCUUAAAUUUGAUGAUAAAGAUCGCACCGAAUACUUGACAGGGUUUAGAAGAAGGAAAAGCCAAAGGAAAGAAAAAGCUAAACAGGACAAUGAGAGAUUACUGAAAGAGGCCAGGGAUCGGAUAAAGAGGAAAGCAAGGGAAGAGAAAAAAAAGAAACUGGAGGAAAUAAUGGAGAGUUUUGAUAAAAUCAGUAAAGAAAACAAAGACGGUCUUACGGAGUAUGAGAUGGAGCCACAAGUGUUUGAGGAUGAAAGCACAACUGUUACGGUUGCAGCGAUAGAGUUAACUUCUUGAGAGAGAAUGAAAUAUUGGCACUACGCUCUUUGGCCAAGGCAGAGAUUAAGAAAUCCCAGAAAUGCAUUUUUAUCGAUCAUAAUUGAUGACUAGAUUUGUCAUCGUGAUUGAUGGCUCUUUUAAAUAUUUGGGAACAGAGUAUUUAAGUUUGAAGGCAUUUUUCUGCGAGUAUGUUAUUAUUUGAUGACUCAAACUAUUUUGAACUACUCUUAAUUUAUUAUUUUAACAAUCAUCGUCUAUUUUGCUUCCAAGUAAAAUUUUGAACCACACAUGUUGAUCGUUCUUUACAUUUUUCUAGUGAUAUUAAAGAAAUUUCAUCAGUGACAUCACCUUUGAGAUCACACAGCCACGAUAAAAUUAAAGUUUUAAAUUAACAAUUCUCAGUGAUGGCUACAGUUAUUAAAGGAACGGCAGUAGCCAAGAAAUUGAGACAAGGUCUGAAAGCGGAUAUUCUGGAAAUCAGGAAGGAGCAGCCAGAAUUUACACCUGGACUAACAGUCGUCCAGGUAGGUGACAGGCCCGACAGUAACGUCUAUAUAGGAGCUAAAGUUAAAGCUUGCGCGGAGAUUGGAAUACACGGUGUUCACCUGAAGCUGCCCCCUACCACCACCCAACAGGAACUCAUUGAUAAUAUUGAGAGACUCAACCAGGAUCCUACAGUUCACGGCAUCAUUCUACAGGUACCACUCGAUUGCAAUACUGGUAUAGACGAGACUCUCUGUACUAACGUACUCUCUCCUUCUAAAGAUGUGGAUGGUUUGACCGAUGUAAACGCGGGUCGACUAUCUCGUGGUGAUCUCAAAAGGUGUUUCACCCCCUGUACCCCUACCGGAUGUAUGGUGCUAAUUGAAGAAGCAGGAGUAGAUGUGAAGGGUAAGAAUGUGUGUGUAGUUGGGAGAAGUAAGAUAGUUGGGGCGCCGAUGCACGACCUGCUGCUCUGGGCACAUGGCACUGUCACAACAUGUCACUCCAGGACACCUGACCUCAGAUACCACAUAAACCAGGCAGAUAUAGUGGUGGUAGCAGCUGGGAAGAAGGAGCUAGUUAAAGGAGAGUGGAUUAAACCAGGAGCUGUGGUGAUCGACUGUGGUAUAAACCCUGAACCUGAUGCUACCAAGAAGUCGGGGGUCAAGUUGUGGGGUGACGUGGAGUAUCCAGUUGCUAAACAGGUGGCAGGUGCUAUAACACCGGUUCCCGGUGGUGUUGGACCUAUGACUGUUGCUCUCCUGAUGAGGAACACUGUAACCAGUGCCAAAAGAAUGCACGGUGUAACAAGUGUCGGCGGACAAAGAACUUACUCUACAGCUAGUUUCCCUGCCUCUCACCUCGGUGGAGCUGUGAGAGGGUACUCUACUAGUGCUCAACUUGCUAGGACUGGUUUGAGGCUGAUUCAAAUGCUGAAGAAGUAAAGCGAAGAUAUCCAUUAUUUUUAGCUGGAAGUAAACUACCGUUACAUAGCUAUAUAACAUAUUAUAGUCCUGCGAUGAGAUUUAAAUUAUAAUAGUGGUAAAUGUUUGUGUAGACUAUAAUUUAAGUUAUUAAAUAUGUUUCAGAUCAGUUCGUUUUAUUGGUGUUCAUAUCGUUUUAUAGUAUCGAGAAUAUGUAUGAUUUUUAAAACACAUGUACAUUUGAGAAUUUUUAAUUUUUUUAUGGGAAACAAUUUUCUGCUAUACCUCGUUUUCAGAUUUUUUAAACGAAAAACUAACUUUUAUAGAAAUUUUACAAAAUAUUGCUUUUAUAUAUAACUUAUUAACUAGCAUAAUUACUAUACCGAUUGGCUUUGAUAAAGCAGAUGAUCUCUUGUUUUAUACGGAGUACAUGAUGUUUGAUACGGGUUAUUACUGUAGAAUGUAGCUGUUAUUCGACACUGUUAUAAUACGUUAUCAUGUAGUUUUAGUA
This is a messenger RNA of Bolinopsis microptera, 2290 nucleotides long. RefSeq names its product C-1-tetrahydrofolate synthase, cytoplasmic-like. Gene Ontology annotation, biological process: tetrahydrofolate interconversion. Gene Ontology annotation, cellular component: cytosol. The record is from RefSeq and is a predicted model, not a curated record. NCBI's taxonomy places the organism in Eukaryota, Metazoa, Ctenophora, Tentaculata, Lobata, Bolinopsidae. The transcript has 8 exons. The coding region runs from base 778 to 1800 and encodes 340 amino acids. Gene Ontology annotation, molecular function: methylenetetrahydrofolate dehydrogenase (NADP+) activity; methenyltetrahydrofolate cyclohydrolase activity.